AUGUUUGUCAGCUACCUGAUAUUAACAUUGCUCCACGUUCAAACAGCAGUGUUAGCAAGACCUGGGGGAGAGAGCAUUGGCUGUGACGACUACCUGGGCUCAGACAAGGUGGUGGACAAAUGCGGGGUGUGCGGCGGCGACAACACAGGCUGUCAGGUUGUGUCGGGCGUGUUCAAGCAUGCCCUUACCAGCCUGGGCUACCACCGCGUGGUCGAGAUCCCCCAAGGAGCCACCAAAAUCAACAUCACCGAGAUGCACAAGAGCAACAACUAUUUGGCUUUGCGAAGUCGUUCCGGCCGCUCCAUCAUCAACGGGAACUGGGCAAUUGACCGGCCGGGAAGGUACGAGGGUGGAGGGACCAUGUUCACCUACAAGCGUCCAAAUGAGAUCUCGAGCACCGCUGGAGAAUCCUUUCUGGCUGAAGGCCCCACGAAUGAGAUCUUGGAUGUCUAUAUGAUCCACCAGCAGCCCAAUCCCGGAGUCCACUAUGAAUAUGUCAUCAUGGGGACCAACGCCAUCAGCCCACAGGUGCCUCCUCACAGGAGACCAGGAGAGCCCUUCAAUGGCCAGCUGGGAACAGAUGGAAGGAGCCAGGAGGAGGGAGCAGAGAAAGAGGGGGCCGAGGAGAAGGAAGAUGUGCAUGGUGGCGCCCCCGAAGUAUUCACCUCGGAAUCGGCACAGACCUUCCCAGUCAGGCAUCCAGAUGGAUUUUCCUCCCACCGACCCGACAAUCUGGUGCCAGUGGCCCCGCAGCCCCCAAGGCGAAGCCGGGACCACAACUGGAAACAGCUCGGGACCACAGAAUGCUCCACGAGUUGUGGGAAAGGAUCGCAGUUCCCUAUUUUUCGCUGUGUACACAGAAACACCCACGAAGAGGUUCCCGAGAGCUACUGUGACUCCAGCAUGAAGCCUACCCCUGAGGAGGAGCCCUGCAACCUCUUCCCUUGCCCAGCCUUCUGGGACAUCGGAGAGUGGUCCGAGUGCAGCAAAACCUGCGGCCUGGGCAUGCAGCACCGCCAGGUCCUGUGCCGCCAGGUGUACGCCAACCGCAGCCUGACGGUGCAGCCGUACCGCUGCCAGCACCUAGAGAAGCCCGAGACCACCAGCACGUGCCAGCUCAAGAUCUGCAGCGAGUGGCAGAUCCGGACGGACUGGACCUCGUGCUCAGUGCCCUGCGGAGUGGGGCAGAGAACCCGAGACGUGAAGUGCGUGAGCAACAUCGGGGACGUGGUGGAUGAUGAGGAAUGCAACAUGAAGCUCCGGCCCAACGACAUUGAGAACUGCGACAUGGGGCCCUGUGCCAAGAGCUGGUUCCUCACCGAGUGGAGUGAACGGUGCUCAGCAGAGUGUGGGGCUGGAGUGCGGACACGCUCCGUGGUGUGCAUGACGAACCACAUCAGCAGCCUGCCCCUGGAGGGCUGUGGGAACAACCGGCCUGCAGAGGCCACCCCUUGUGACAAUGGGCCCUGCACGGGCAAGGUGGAGUGGUUUGCAGGGAGCUGGAGUCAGUGUUCCAUCGAGUGUGGGAGUGGGACCCAACAGAGGGAGGUGAUUUGUGUUAGGAAGAAUGCGGACAUCUUUGAAGUACUGGACCCCUAUGAGUGUUCCUUCCUGGAGAAACCCCCCAGCCAGCAAUCGUGCCACCUCAAGCCUUGUGGGGCCAAAUGGUUUAACACAGAAUGGAGCAUGUGCUCCAAGAGCUGCCAGGGUGGCUUCCGGGUCCGCGAAGUGCGCUGCCUGUCAGAUGACAUGACCAUAAGCAACCUCUGUGACCUGCAGUUGAAACCAGAAGAGAAGGAAUCUUGUAACCCUCAGGACUGUGUCCCUGAAGUUGAUGAAAACUGCAAGGACAGGUACUACAACUGCAACGUGGUGGUCCAGGCGCGACUCUGCGUCUACAACUACUACAAGACCGCCUGCUGCGCCUCCUGCACCCGCGUGGCCAACAGGCAGGCGGGCUUCCUGGGGAGCAGAUAACAGCCCCGCCCCCACGCUGCAGCAGGGGAGCGGGUCAGGGA
This is a messenger RNA of Enhydra lutris kenyoni (northern sea otter), 2018 nucleotides long. Its product is annotated as thrombospondin type 1 domain containing 4. Gene Ontology annotation, molecular function: metalloendopeptidase activity. NCBI's taxonomy places the organism in Eukaryota, Metazoa, Chordata, Mammalia, Carnivora, Mustelidae. The coding region runs from base 1 to 1977 and encodes 658 amino acids. The record is from RefSeq and is a predicted model, not a curated record. The transcript has 12 exons. Gene Ontology annotation, biological process: extracellular matrix organization. Gene Ontology annotation, cellular component: extracellular matrix.